AUGGCUUCCUUCUUUAGACGACAAAUUGCAAUAAAGUUGGCAAAGACGCUGCAGCAGUCUGAGGAAGCGUUUUUGCCAGCUCUGACUGCAGUUCCCGUCUUCAAGAAACAGCAUCAAAGUUCUGACUUUAAGUUGUCGCUUGGACCAUUAAGAGUCAACGGGAUUUUACCAUCCAGUGGGGACAUUCUGCUGCAGACAGAAGACCUGGCUUCUCGGUUAAAGCCGGACAGCGUGGUGGAAAGUAUUUCCACCGGACAUGGCGUCAUUAACUUCACAGUUAAUCGCAGCCUUCUUGCUGAGAAAUUGUUGGAGCCAUUUGGAAAAGGAAAAGACGACCAGUUUGAGUUAAACAGUGAACUUUUUAAUUCUCUGAAGAGAGGAACGACAUUAGUAGAGUACAGCUCUCCGAAUAUCGCAAAAAAAUUCCACGCUGGGCACUUGCGCUCCACAAUUAUUGGUAACUUCAUUUCGAACCUCAAACAAUCCCUUGGAAAUAACGUUAUUCGAAUGAACUACCUGGGAGACUGGGGCAUGCAGUUUGGUUUGUUAGGAGCUGGGUUUAAUCAGUUUGGAUGUAUGGAAAAAUUGAAAGAGAAUCCCUUACAGCAUCUGUUUGAGGUUUAUGUUAAGGUGAACAAAGAAGCAGAGCUCAACACGGACAUAAAGCAGGCUGCCAGGGACUUCUUCCGACAGCUGGAGGGACAUGAGAGCCAGGCUCUGUCGUUAUGGCAACAGUUCAGAGAGAUCACGGUGAAGGAGUACCAGCAGGUUUACAAGCGGUUGGGAGUCCACUUCGACGUUUACAGUGGGGAGUCGUUCCACCAAGACCAAGCCCAGGAGGUUCUGCAGGAGCUGCGGAGCCGAGGCCUGUUGAAAACCUCUGAGAAGGGUACGGGUGUAGUUGAUCUCUCGCCCAAGGCAGACAUGACCAACAUUUGUACGAUCCUCCGCAGUGACGGCACAACUCUCUACAUCACCAGAGACAUCGCUGCAGCUAUUGACCGGAAGGAAAAGCACUGUUUUGAUGAAAUGAUUUAUGUGACAGACAAAAGCCAAGAAAAUCACUUCAACCAGUUGUUCCAGAUCCUCCAGGCUUUGGGGCAUUCCUGGGCUCAAAGUUGUCGGCAUGUUCCCUUCGGUCUGGUGCAGGGCAUGAAGACCCGGACCGGUGACGUGGUGUUUCUGGAGGACGUGCUGGAUGAAGCUCGGGCCAGGAUGCUCCACAACAUGACCCAGUCUAACAACACGAAGGAACUGGAGAACCCAGAGGACACGGCUGAGAAAGUGGGAAUCGGCGCACUGAUAGUUCAGGACUUUAAAGGUCCCCUGCAGUCAGAUUAUAAAUUCGACUGGGACCGGAUGCUGCAGGCUCAGGGUGACACGGGCGUCUUCCUACAAUACACACACGCUCGACUCUGCAGUUUAAUGCAGAAGAAUGAAGGAGCGGAGGCGCCAACGUUCAACCCUUUUGUUUUACGGGAACAGACGAGCAUCGUCAUCCUGCAGCACCUUCUCCGUUACGACGAGGUGUUGUAUCAGUCGGCCAACGAUCUGCAGCCCAAACAUCUCGUCAACUUUUUACUGAAGCUGUGCCAUCUCGUCGCUUCAGCACACAGAGAGCUGCCAGUGAAAGGAAGCCCGCAGGAUGUUGCACAGGCCAGGUUACGACUGUUCAGUGGAGCGCGCUCAGUCCUGGACAACGGGAUGAGGAUUCUGGGCAUCACACCAGUUUCUAAAAUGUAAACUUGUACUAAUUUUGUUUGUUUUUCCACUGUUUUAUCUACUGUCCUGUAAAUACAAAGCCUCACGUUUUCAAAAUAAAUUACUCUUAAGAUUUAUUUAAAAAAAUAAAAUCUCGUCAUCAGGCUCGUUUUUGAUUCAACCCUUGCUGCCCAUGGGUGAAAUGAUCCCUAACGCCUCGGUUUUAAGACUCAUGCCUCAGGGGUCAUUUCAACCCAAGGGGAGCAGGAAGGUUAAAAACAACAUUAAAACAAUGC
Molecule: messenger RNA, 1997 nt
Organism: Nematolebias whitei (Rio pearlfish)
Lineage: Eukaryota; Metazoa; Chordata; Actinopteri; Cyprinodontiformes; Rivulidae
Gene: rars2
Product: arginyl-tRNA synthetase 2, mitochondrial
Exons: 20
Coding region: 1-1743 (580 amino acids)
Biological process (GO): arginyl-tRNA aminoacylation; mitochondrial translation
Cellular component (GO): cytoplasm; mitochondrion
Molecular function (GO): ATP binding; arginine-tRNA ligase activity
Source: RefSeq, a predicted model, not a curated record